AUGUCUCACAGGAAAUUCGAGGCCCCACGCCAUGGGUCGUUGGCCUUCCUUCCGAAGAAGCGCACAUCCCGUCACCGCGGAAAGGUCAAGGCAUUCCCGAAGGAUGACGCGACAAAGCCCUGCCAUCUCACUGCCUUCAUGGGCUACAAGGCCGGCAUGACCCACAUUGUCCGUGACGUCGACAAACCAGGGUCCAAGCUGCACAAAAAGGAAGUCGUCGAGGCCGUUAGCAUCAUCGAGACCCCCCCAGUUGUCGCCGUCGGUGUUGUUGGUUAUGUCGAGACCCCGUACGGGCUUCGCUCCCUCACCACUGUCUGGGCGGCACAUCUCUCCGACGAGGUGAAGCGUCGCUUCUACAAGAACUGGUACAAGUCUAAGAAGAAGGCCUUCACCAAGUACGCCAAGAAGCAUGCCGAGGGUGCUGCAGAUGUCGACGCCGAGCUUGAGCGGAUCGUCAAACAUUGCGCAGUUGUGCGUCUCUUGGUACACACUCAGAUCCGCAAAAUCAAGGUCGCCCAGAAGAAGGCACACCUCAUGGAAGUCCAGAUCAACGGCGGCUCCAUUGCCGACAAGGUCGAAUAUGCCAAGGCCUUAUUCGAGCGCACCAUCGAUGUCAACGCCGUAUUCAGUAAGGAUGAAAUGAUUGAUUGCAUUGGUGUUACUAAGGGUCACGGAUUUGAAGGUGUUGUAACGCGAUGGGGUGUCACCAGACUUCCACGAAAGACCCAUCGUGGACUUCGCAAGGUCGCCUGUAUCGGAGCUUGGCAUCCUGCUCGUGUUGGCUAUACCGUCGCACGAGCGGGCCAGCGUGGUUACUUUCACAGGACUCAGGCCAACCUUAAAAUCUAUCGUGUCGGUGCCAAGGACGACCAUAAGAGUGCGACCACCGACUUUGAUCUCACCGAGAAGUCCAUCACCCCCAUGGGUGGUUUUCCCCACUAUGGUACUAUCAAUGAAGAUUGGAUUAUGGUCAAGGGAUGCGUGGUCGGGACUAGGAAGCGCAUUAUCACCCUUCGCAAGAGCCUGUUUCCGCAGACCUCCCGCGCAGCGCAGGAGGAGAUUACCUUGAAGUUCAUUGAUACUUCCUCCAAGCAGGGCCAUGGAAGAUUCCAAACUCUUGCCGAAAAGAGGAAGUAUGAGGGAACUCUCAAGCGCGAUACAUACACAACCUGAUAAAUAUCGAUGUAGAGUCCCUUUGGAAAUUUGUUUUUGAGCCACAUCG
Molecule: messenger RNA, 1222 nt
Organism: Chondrus crispus (carragheen)
Lineage: Eukaryota; Rhodophyta; Florideophyceae; Gigartinales; Gigartinaceae
Exons: 2
Coding region: 1-1173 (390 amino acids)
Biological process (GO): ribosomal large subunit assembly; translation
Cellular component (GO): ribosome; cytosolic large ribosomal subunit
Molecular function (GO): RNA binding; structural constituent of ribosome
Source: RefSeq, a predicted model, not a curated record